Molecule: messenger RNA, 4319 nt
Organism: Dermatophagoides pteronyssinus (European house dust mite)
Lineage: Eukaryota; Metazoa; Arthropoda; Arachnida; Sarcoptiformes; Pyroglyphidae
Biological process (GO): RNA export from nucleus; protein import into nucleus
Cellular component (GO): nuclear pore
Molecular function (GO): structural constituent of nuclear pore
Source: RefSeq, a predicted model, not a curated record
GCGCUUUAUUAUGAUUCGUAAAAUAAAAAUCUAUUCUCCUGCGAUUGAUUAUCUUUAUGAUUAAAAUUGACAAUUUCAUGUUUCAUGUAUUUUUCAUUUUUCAAUGGCUACUAUACGACAAUCUGAAUUAACAUGUUUAAAGGAAUUACGAUUCAUACAAUUAAAAAGCUAUGGAAUAACGCCGGAAAAUGAGGACGGAUCAGGCAGCUGUUUAGUUAUCGAACAUCGUAACCAAAGAGUAUUUGUAUGCUGUCGAAAUGAAUUAAUCUAUGUGCCACUUGUUAGCCUUUUGAACUUUGAUGUAUGGAGUAAAAGUUUUUUGAAUCAUGUGGAUACGAAUAUUUCUUCUAAAACUGUGAUCAAAAUCGAUGAGGUACACAUUUCGCAUCUUUUAUCAAUCUCGCGAAAAGGAUAUGGCACCAAAGUGGCUGUCGCUUGUCAUAGUCCUAUAAAACCAUCAACACUCAUUUAUUUUUAUAAUAAUGAUUCAUUUGAAGAAACCAAAGAAAGCACGGUUCCAUUCAAUCAUUUCAACUUUUCUGUCAAUACAGUAGCGAAAAUCCGUUUCAUAUCUUGGCAUCCAGAAAUGAAUGAUAAUAUCUUUGCCUGUUCUCUCACCGAUGGUUCUUUUCUCAUCAUUUAUAUCGGAGAUUAUCCCAGCAAAACUGUAGUGGUUUUAUCUCAAAUGAACUCAAACGAUUGUAAUGUUUCUACUUUUUGCUGGAGCCCGAAAGGCAAACAAAUUGUAAUCAGUCAUGGUGCUGCUAGUUUUGUCCAAUACAAAUUUCAGCUUAAUGACCAAAAUCUUGUUCUCAGUAAUGGAUUACAGGAAACCAAACGUAUUCAAUUGCCCGAAAGUUUUCAGUGUUUUCAUGUCAAAAAUAUUUUCUGGCUAUCAACAUUCAAUUUCGUUAUCAUUGGUAGAUAUGAUGAAAAUAGCGAAUCUUGUUAUUUAUUGGUUUCUAUACCAUCAUCUAAAGCAACUGGUGCUGAUGCCGUAAUGAAAAUCGUUGAUUUUGGCCGUCUUAUUCUUGAAUCUCCAACCGAAAUGAAUGAACCAUUCGAAGGAAACAUUUAUCCUUUGGAGAAUUUGAUAUUUAUGUUCACAAACAAAUCAAGCGAAUUUGCCAUAAUUGGUUCUGUUUCUCCGGAAUUAACUGCUGCCGAUAAUUGGUCGGAAAUCACCAAUGAUGAUAAUUAUCGGUUGAUGUUUUCCGAAGCAGAUGAAUCUUUACAAAUUCGUGGACUAUCAUUUGCACAUGGUACACCAAAACAAUUUCAACUUUCAACAUCGGUCGUCAAAGGUGGAAUCAAUCAACCUUUUGUAUUGGCCUAUAAUUCUUAUGGACAUUUGACAUUAUUUCUAAUUGAUUAUGAAAAUGGUUCUGAUUUCAUCAAAGUGCCUACAGUUCCUAAAUGUGUUAAACCACAGGCACCUUCCCCCGUUACAGCUUCUAAUUUGAAACCACCGUCAAAACCGGAUCCUAUGCCAAUAACACUCAAAUCAUCGACAUCAUCAAGCUUAUUGGUUAAAGCUAAUAAUCAGUCACUACCUACCUCUACGGCGGCAUCGAAUAUUGGAUCAAAUCAAACUACCACCCUGGAAUUUCAUUCGAAACAAAAUCUCUUGUCUACAUCAUCAUCGGGCCUUGAUCAAAAAUCUCUGGCACCAGAAUCGAUUCAAUAUGCAAAAUCAAAAGAGACACAGUUACAACGACAACAACUGCAAAAGAAAGAGAAUGAAAUAGUUCGUAACAUCGAAGAUUUAUAUUAUGAAGAAAUUCUGACCAACAUAAAAGAAUUCGACCAUCAGUUACGACAAUCCAUGCAUUCAUUGCGAAAUCUUUUGCGAAAAACAGCAAUAGGUACGAAUGAAAAACAAGAGCGAAUUAAAUUCGAAUCGAAAUUCAUUACUGAGAUGUUGGAAAAUAUACUAUCAUCUUAUGGUUCAUUAAAUCUCGAUGUCAACGAUCUUCAGACCUCUUGUCUUGAGCUUCAAUAUCUGAUGGAGGAAAGCCGUACGCUUAUGGAACGUCAUAGAGAUCCUAAAUACAGGCACAUAUUGCAACGGAGAAGUCUUGACCCGUUGACGACUCGUCGCAUGAAAGAUAUACAAUCUUUGAAAGAUUAUAUCGAAAUUCAAUUGCGCGAAUUGAAUAACAAAUUUGAUUUAGAAUGGCAAGAAUGGUUGCAACGAAUAAAGCUGCUUGGGUCGACUUCAUCAUCACCGAAAACAUCUACAUCGCUUUUUAAUCAUCAUUCGACCAUUCGUGUUCGAUCUCCACCAACUCGGCCUCAUACGUCAUUUAUUAUUGAUGAAAAAUCUAACGAUUAUGACGAAUGCAACAUCAUCAGUGGUGGUAAAUCAAAGAAUGUCACAGCUAUUGUAUGCAAAGCGUUGGUCAAUAAUCAACAAUUGAUUGAAAAUCUCAAAUUACAAUUGCAAGAUCUGAUUAAAAAAUUUGUCAACCAACAACAUAGAACUCUGAAUGGAUCAUCAUCUGUUUCGUCGUGUAAAGAUGGCAAGGAUUUACAGGAUUUUAUCCGAUCGCUGGGCGAACUUUCAUUGUCGCAGUCAUCUGCUGUUACAAAUUUGAAUCUGACCAACAUUAGUGUUGCUGAAAGCAAAGAACAUUAUUGUGGCGAACCAAUCAUAAUUCAGUGCAUGGAAUCUGGUCGUAAAAUAUCUUUGCGAAAUUUUUUAGAAAAUCGUCAUUCAAUUCCGAUUCGUGUCUGUCGUCCUGUGCAACUUGGACAUGGUUCAUUAUAUACCAAUCAAAAAUCUCGUUUUGCAUCGGUAUUAGAAAAAAUUAAAGAGCGUCGCAUGAUGAUGGACCAAAAACAACAAAAAACUAGAACAAUAUCAUCAUCCAUUUUGAACGAUGAAAAAAAUAAGAUAACAGAAAACAAAGAAAAUAAACUAAUUCAACCUAAGCUAUCACAACAGACACCGGCGACAUCAAUUACUACAAAAUCGGAUGUGUCGAUUUAUUCAGCUACAACCAAACCAAUAGUGACCAGCAACAGUAAAAUUCAAUCACAACAAAAUUCAUCGCCAACAAUAGUUCCAACAUUUUCUUUCAAACUACCACAACAUGAAAACAUCACGACUACCGCUCCCAUUUCAGUAGCUAAACCAUCUUUGACCUUCAGCGGAACCCUAUUUAAGCAAAAUGAUACGAGUAAAUCUUCUACAUCUUUGGCUGAAAAAAAUGAUUUGGACAAGAACAAGACAGAGGUCCCCAUAACCACUAGUAACAAAGAAACAAUAUCAUUAACAUCGACUACAACGAUUUCUUCUCUUUCAACUUCGGCUAAUAUCCAAUCAUCUUCAGCUUUAUCUUUGGCAUUAAAACCAUCGUUUCCAUCCUUUUCCAGUUCGUUGUUCGGUGAAUCCAAGCAGCCAACAGUAGCGACAACAACUGUCGCAGUUACAACUUCUGCUACAUCCACAGUCGCAGUUACAACUUCUGCUACAUCAACAGUCGCAGUUACAACUUCUGCUGCAACAACAGUCGCAGUUACAACUGUGGCUCAGCAAUCACAACCAACCUUUAAUUUUAAUAAUACCUUAUCGAGUUUAUCAUUAAACCCUGUAACUACCAACACCUCUGCGGCAGUCACGACAACAAAAGAAAAUUCGAUAUUUGGAUCACCAUUUGGUGGUAAUCUUCAAUCAUCGAAUCCUUCCUUCAGUCAGCCGUUAGCAUCAACAUCAACAACUUCAUCUUUUUUUGGCAAUUCGACAGCAACAGGCGGAUUUGGAAAUUUUACUUUUGGAGGCACCACUCAAUCAAACAAUAUUUUUGGACAGCAGCAACCAUCCACCGAAUCAUUAUUACCGCCUCAAACAAAAACCGGAACAUUAUUUGGCCAACAACAGCAACCAGAAAAGCCAUUUCAGCCACUGGCCAAUGCAUCACCACCGGGACUAUCAUUUAGUUCGCCUCAUUCACUACCGACAACUAAUGUAUUUGGAGGAAGUCCAUUGUUCGGUAGUAGUCCUACAUUCGGAUCAUCGGCAAUUUUUGGCAGUAUGACAGCAUUCAGUGGCGAACAAACUUCUCCCAUGCUUUCAGCAUUCAACAAUUCAAACCAUUCAUUUGGCAGUAUGGCAUUCAAAAAUGAACCGAUGCCUUCUUUUGAUUCAUUGGCCAACGAUAAUAAAAAUACCAAUUCAUCAUUGGCCACUGGCUUUGGCCAACCACCAGGCAGUGGUGGUGGACAUUUCUUCAAUUCGACAAUAUCACAAAAUAGUGACGCCUUCACUCAACGCCGUGGAUGAUGAUCAUGAUAAAAGAUGAAAAUGGUUGCAGUCG